CAGCACAACAAGAAGCUUACACUUGUCAAUCCACCCCUUCUUAAUCCACUUUUCCCACCCUUCCACACCGAGAUGUACGUUAAUGAUAUGCUUUUGAUGAAACAUUGGCGCUGGUAGCCCACAUACUAGAUCAUGCCGUCGUUUCCACCGCGGAUCACUCGAUUCCUACUCCUUACGCUCCUUUCGCUUUCCAUCUUCGCACUUGUGCUCAAGUUUUCAAUCCUUACAAGCCUCUGGAGCGAGAAACUCGUCAUAAAGCCACAUCAGGACAGUAUUCUUUAUCAGGAACUAAAGUCGCUAGACGAGCAAGGGGUUACAUUACCACAGCAAGCUAGUGGAAGCCAACACGACUUCGAGGCUGGGACGCCAAUUGUGGGAAAAACCUAUUCGCGUAGGAUUAUAGUUCCUAAGACAAAACAUGAGGACUUAUCGUGGCUGGAUGAAAAGCUAUGGAACGUUUCCAAGGCUGUGUACGCAGUUGACGACGAGCAUGCACUGCUACACCCACCUAAAAACAAGGGCAAUGAGGUCAUGGUGUAUUUAAGCUACAUCAUUGACCAUUAUGAAAAUCUUGCGGACAUCAACAUCUUCAUACAUUCGCAUCGGUGGGCGUGGCACAAUAACGAUUUGCUUGACGGAGACAUGUUCUUGAUGCUACGCCAUUUAAAUGAUGCGCGCGUUAUACGAGAAGGCUAUAUGAACUUACGCUGUCAAUGGUACCCAGGUUGUCCGAACUGGUUACGUCCGGACGCACAGCACGAAGAUAUGGAGAAGAGGGAAGAAAAGUAUGUCGCUCAGGCCUGGCGGGAGAUUUUCCCAGGGAGACCUGUACCGCAGGUUCUUGGUCAACCGUGCUGCAGCCAGUUCGCUGCAUCUAAGGACAGCAUAAGAAGAAUAUCGUUAGCAGAGUAUGAGAGAAUACGCAAGUGGGUACUAGAAACAAAAAUUCGCGAUAGCAUGUCCGGUCGCAUUUUUGAAUAUCUGUGGCAGUAUCUUUUCACAGGUCAGCACACACAUUGUCCAGGUAUACACACCUGUUAUUGUGACGGCUAUGGCGCAUGCUUCGAGGACGAAGAUGACUUUCAGUCUUGGUUUAAGACACGAUUCGAGAUUAGGAAGGAUGAGUGGGAAAUGCAUAGCUGGAUUGAGAACGAAAUAAAAUAUAGAAAUUUUGUCGACCAAAACAGAAAGGAAGAUGCGGAGAGGGUCGAGAGGGCGCCGGAUGGGAGGAUUGAUGAAUUGAAAUUGAGCAUACAGCAGAGAUGGAUUCAACUCGGUCUAAGGAGAGACCAGGCUUUAGAGAGAGGUAGAGAUCCAAAAGUGAGGGCUAAGAUUGCAGGAAGAGAAUGGAACGAAGGCGAUGGAUACUAAGUUUGGUUCAAAACGACGACAAAAGUUUCGAUUUGCUUUGAAUGCAGCAUUGACAACCCUUAACGCAGAAUUUCGCGAACUGGCUAUCAGGUCAGAUUGGUCAUUACGAUAGAACGAAGUUACGUGGUUCACUGGCAUAUAUCCUCUGCUAUCCUAGCGGCCUUUGCUUCAAUAGCGUCUUCCCCAAUAAUAUCCACUUCGGUCCAA
Messenger RNA from Verruconis gallopava, 1578 nucleotides. RefSeq lists its product as uncharacterized. Lineage: Eukaryota; Fungi; Ascomycota; Dothideomycetes; Venturiales; Sympoventuriaceae. The record is from RefSeq and is a predicted model, not a curated record. The transcript has a single exon. The coding region runs from base 133 to 1371 and encodes 412 amino acids.